UUUCAAAUAAAGCAAAACAAAUCAGACGACAAGACAAACUGAUUAUUUCGCAAUUAGCGGCUUUUAAUUAGCGGUUAGUGGCCAGAAAAUGGUUUACAGACGUUGACAACACGUUUAGCUCCAGCCAGGAAAAUCGCUCGGGAGUAAUGAGUCUGUGGAAAGUGAUUCAAAAGCAGAUUUACGAUUUGUUCUCUCACAAGCAAGCACUCUUUUUCAUUCUCGUUCUCUUCACUUUUGUGAUUGUCACUGCAUUCCAAUUUGGAGAGACCUGGCUUCAGUGGAGCACGGUCAGAUAUUCGUCGAUUUUUAACAGAUUCCAUGACAACAUUGCAGGGAGAAAUCUCCAAGAAAAGUUGUGCCAGUCAGUGCCCAUUGAUGUUGUCUACACUUGGGUAAACGGCAGCGAUCCCCUUUUCCAGGAAACCCUAUUAAAAGAGAAAAGUGAAUUCAAAAUUGAAGACAUCAACCACAAAAGAGGCCCCUGCCAUUUCAGGUCAUGUGUACCAUCUCACUUCAUCUCCACCAAAGGUGGCCUUCCAUUGACGCCGGACACGAAGGUGGAAGUUUUGGCCCACGCCUCUGAAUUUUCCUUAGUCCCUCUAAAUGGAAGGACCUGGACGCUCCUUCAGUAUCCGUCUGUGGAAGAGGCCAAAAGUGCUGACGGCAUCCUCAAGCUUGCCGGUAGGAAUUUCAGCCUGCACCAAGCAUUCUGGACAACAGAUCCCGAUGCGAAAAAUUCCGUCAAUUUGCGACAGUUUGUGAUUUUGCUUGGUGUUCCCGCCAGCGCUAGUAAGGAGACUGUGAUCAAGUCUUUGCCCAGCAACCUUCGAGUUGUGGGCGUUUGGAUUUACCUGGACCAGGGACUGGCUGUUCUCCAGCUUCCACAUGCAGUUGGUCAAGACACCCUCAGAAAUUCGUAUCCUAAUAUAACAGUUGGAAGCAAAGACGCAUUUCUGUCACCCGCACAUCUAGUAUUAGAAUUGACCAGUAUUGAGCACAAUGAAGACUUUUCCGACUCGCGAUUCCAUGACAAAGAGGAACUGCGAUACUCGUUGCGGUCGGUUGAAAAAUAUGCCCCAUGGGUGAGGCACGUCUAUGUGGUCACAAACGGGCAAAUUCCAUAUUGGCUCAAUUUGGACCACCCCCGACUGAGCGUCGUGACCCAUCAGCAGCUCUUUGUGAAUCAAUCUCACCUGCCCACGUUCAGCAGUCCUGCCAUUGAAAGCCACCUGCACAGAAUACCAGGACUGUCUAAAAGGUUCCUGUAUCUGAACGAUGAUGUCAUGUUCGGAAAGGAUGUCUGGCCAGAAGAUUUUUACACUGAAACCGAAGGACAAAAAGUUUACUUGUCUUGGCCGGUUCCCGAAUGCCAGGAGGGCUGCCCGACGUCUUGGAUCUCGGAUGGGUCCUGUGACAAGGCUUGCAACGUAUCAGAGUGCAUGUGGGACGGUGGCGACUGCAAAGAUGGUGUCGAACCUCAGAUGGAAUUUCUUAGGGAAGAGCAGGAGGACUUUGACCAUUGGUCAGCCACUCUGGACGACCCUGAUUCCUGCGCGCCAAACUGCGCCGAUGGAUGGCUUGCCGACAAAUUCUGUGAUCUUAAUUGCAACUAUUUUGCCUGUGGUUUUGAUGCAGGAGACUGCGGUACUGCUAAUUUUUAUAGACUGCAUGAGUUCAAAAUGAGCACUUUCAAAAAUUUUACGUACGUCAUGCCAGAUAAUGUUCUUGGCGCAUUUUGGAACGUAUCGGACAUAUUAGAUGAUGGUCAGCCGGUCGACGGUGAAUUUGAGGACCACGUUGCAAUCAGAGUUUGGUCUCUAAAUACAAAUUUGAAACUAGUGAUUCUCGUUUUGCGGCCGAAAGUUGCUGAGAGUGUGAUAAAAGGAUACAUAAAGGGAAUCAGAAAUGGAGAAAAAUAUGAGAUCCAAUUAAAAGUUAGAAUCAACACAUGGGGAGCCAGGCCGGAAGUCAAUGGUACACAUCAGGCCACAAAAAGCUCAACGACCGAGAAAGCUCGGUUCAAGUCAUUCACUGGACUGCCUAUUGGUGCUCAGUUGGGGCCCCAAGACCUAACAAAUUCUUUAAGGAAAAUCUUGGGCUUUGAUGAUUCGGAGGGAAAUUUUGACCGAAGACUUGGGAGGAAGUUGCUGGACACAUUUGCCGACUCUUUGCUGCACGUCAACCGCCUGUACAACAAUGCGUUUGGCUUUGAGGCGAGAAAAGUUCCAGCCCACUCUGCCCAUUUGAUCGACAAAGAUGUAAUGGCAGAACUGCAAAAGCGGUUUCCCAGGGAGUGGGAUGUAACCUCGUCUCACAAGUUUCGGAGUCCAAUGGACAUGCAGUUUGCAUUUUCUUACUAUUACUUUUUAAUGCACGAAAAGGAGGAUGUCCACAUUGGAGAAAUUUUUGACAUGUUUGAUACAGAUAAAUCAGGGACCUGGUCUGAUAGAGAGAUGAGGACAGUCUUGGCCCGGCUGCAUGCAAUAUUGAAAUUUUCAUUUGUUACGGAAUUCGAGGAGGAGCUGACCAACUGCUCGAAAACUCACACUUCGGUUCUGGUUGACGUUCCUACUCCUCCCUAUGAACAUUACCUGGAUUCAAAAGUGCCUACAAUUACAAAGCAACUUGUAUCUCUGUGCGAAUCAGUGAAUAGUCGGCUGAUAAGAAAAUUUGGCAGGCGCAACAAGUACAAGACCAAAGUCAUGGGAGAGGAAGAAGUAGCUUUCAAAAUGCUAACUUCCAAUCUAAGUCAAGUUGUGGACAGUUUAGACAACUUGAGACGGAGGCCGAGGAAAUUUGUGUGCAUUAAUGAUAACCUGGAUCCCACAAAGGAGAAGGAAAAUGGUUACGUCAGGGCCGUCCUUCAAGAUUUCUACGAGUCAAUCCUGCCAGAACCUUCAAAGUUCGAACUGCCUCUUAUGUACCGAAACCGAUUCCUGACUGUGGACGAACUGCAGGUUUGGGUGCAGUACCGACAUUUUGUAAUGUGUGCUAUUGUGGUCUGCGUCAUUACUCUGAUUGUCCUGACCUGUGUGGCGCUCAACGGAGAAGUUGUCCAUGUGGGGCGGCUUAUGCACCAUCGACUUUGCCAGAAGAUUCAAAACGCUCGUAUUUGCCAAGUGUAACUUGAGCAGCUCACAACAUCGACUCUAAUUUUACUAAUUUGCUCAAAAGAAAGAUUUUGUAACAUUCACGGUGCGCAAUUUAUUGCAAUUUUUUUUUAAAAUAUUCUUUAUUUUGUAACUAUUCAACCAAUGCCAAAUAAAUAUUUUAGUCAAUGACAAGUACAAUGUUA
Neocloeon triangulifer is the source of this 3295-nucleotide messenger RNA. It is a transcript of the gene Gnptab, whose product is annotated as N-acetylglucosamine-1-phosphotransferase subunits alpha/beta. NCBI's taxonomy places the organism in Eukaryota, Metazoa, Arthropoda, Insecta, Ephemeroptera, Baetidae. Gene Ontology annotation, molecular function: UDP-N-acetylglucosamine-lysosomal-enzyme N-acetylglucosaminephosphotransferase activity; calcium ion binding. Gene Ontology annotation, cellular component: Golgi apparatus. Gene Ontology annotation, biological process: N-glycan processing to lysosome; carbohydrate phosphorylation. Bases 147 to 3125 code for a protein of 992 amino acids. The record is from RefSeq and is a predicted model, not a curated record. The transcript is spliced from 16 exons.